This is a messenger RNA of Patiria miniata (bat star), 4613 nucleotides long. RefSeq lists its product as uncharacterized. The coding region runs from base 254 to 3544 and encodes 1096 amino acids. Gene Ontology annotation, biological process: signal transduction. The transcript is spliced from 4 exons. Gene Ontology annotation, molecular function: protein binding. The record is from RefSeq and is a predicted model, not a curated record. NCBI's taxonomy places the organism in Eukaryota, Metazoa, Echinodermata, Asteroidea, Valvatida, Asterinidae.
UUUGUCACAUUUAAGUACCAAGUUUUCGCUUUCGAUAGACUUGUAACAGCUAUAAGAGUGCCGUCAUAUAUGUACGAGUGCUGACUCUAACGUUUGAAGCAUACAACCCACACCUCAUCCAUACCGAAGCGAGCAUCAGUGAGUUUACCGCUAUCUUGUAAGAGACUCGAAGGUUUGGGUCCGAUGUGUAACAGGCGAUCCGAACAUCCCUUCCAUUAGACAUUUUGUUGAUGAUAGCAGUUUGACAAAGGCCAUGGACAUCACAAAAUCAUCGCCGACGAGGCGCAAUAGCGAUUCUAUCAACUUUCUGGCUAAUAUUUCAGACUUUAGCAGAAGUCUUCACCUCGCUUCGUUGCUGAAGGAUGGUUCCCUGAGAGAGGCCUACGCGGCAGCUAUGACGGACGGUCAGCUACCGACCAACCGAGCCCGGGUCCUGAUCCUCGGAGAGCCUCGUGCCGGUAAAACCAGUCUUCUGAACCGGCUCAUGGGAAGGGAGUUUGACAUCCGGGAACAGCCGACCGAGGGGAUUGAGACGAACAUGUGUCAAGUGAUUAACGUGGACAAACAUUGGAACGAAUCCGAAGGCGCCAAAGCAGAUGACAUACAGCAAUGUGCCUCAGUGGUGACUGCCCUUGGUGAAGAGUCGUCGGCUUGUAAAGCAACGACACUCAGAUCAGAGAAAAUGGAUACAUCGAGCAAGAACGACCCCACACAAUGGCACACGUUGCCCGAGUUAAUGAAGAUGGGCCUACAGCUAUUUUGUUUGUUCGUAGUUGUGUUUGUAUUUGGUAUGUUCAAGUACGGGUAUACGGCAUUUGUAUGGUGUACAUUUGGGGUACUUACCUUGAUGCACAACUACAACUUUGCCUAUCGGUUCGCAACGUAUAUAUCUUUGUUCUGCAUUCUCUUCGACGCAAUAAUCAGACGAGAUGGUUUGAUAGAAGCUUCGAGCUGUCAGGAGGGCGUGGACGGGUUUUUAAACCAGACAGUGUGGUCUACUGUACAGAGCAAGGUGUUGGAUACGAUAAAUACCGUUAUGUUGGGUGCCGCCAGUGGUUUAGGUUGUCGUACAGGUGUCGCUGUUGCCUUCUCGGCGAGUCUUCAUCCAGAAGAGAUUAAGGCGACUGGAGAAGCUACUGCUGAGAGUCUCGUUGCCUCCUGGGACAUGCUGGUGGUGGUUGUGAUAUCAAGUGCAGGAGUACUUUUUGGUAUUGGAUGCUACUCUUUUUGUACAUUCAAUGACAGGUGGCAUAAAUACAGAACUGCCACGUGCUGUGGCCUUCUGGCGUGGCUACUUGCACUGAGCCUCAAAAGAGACUGCAGAAACAGACGCUACUGGUUCCUGUUUCUGAACGGAAUUAUGAUGUCAAUCGAAGCGACAUGGGGGACUUUUGUUGGUCGGAGAUAUUUACAUAAAUAUGGAGGCAGAGCUAGUUACAUAUCGAAGAAGACUUUGGGCUUCAUCUUUGGCCUGUAUUUGUCGUACGUCUUUGGCUGGACAAUGAAGAUACCGAACGCCAGUUUGCCGUCUAUAACAAUUUACCUUAUUUCCAUCCUGGCACAUCCGUUAUUUGAUCUUCACAACACCUAUAAGGUAUGGCGAGAAAAGUCAACCUUUCCCGUAACAACUAUCCGUGCACAGAUGACAGCUGUACUCCAAAAACAACCGGUCUUAGAGACCAAGCUGAGUUUAUGGGACUUUGCUGGAGACACUUUAUACCACUGCGCACAUCACGUCUUUAUGCCAGACAGAGCUCUGUACGUGAUCGUCUUCAACCUACACGCCGCUGUUUCUGACGAAGUUGGGCAGCUGCAGAAACUUCUCUUCUGGCUACAUUCAGUCUGUGCGCAUGCGCAUCAUCCAGAUGCUGUUAUCAUUAUCGUCGGCACUCACAAGGCAAGCGUCUCUAAAGCUAAUAGGUUACGUUUUACUGAAGAACUUCACCGUAGAAUCACAUCUCCUUUCUGUCAUCGGCUGGUUUUAAACCCUCUCGACGACAAGCCGUUGUUUCUCGUCGAGAAUUCCAAUUCCGAUGACAAAGACUUCCAGCAGUUGAGAGCAGAAAUAUUCAGACGGGUGGAGAGCGCCGAAUACGCUCAGGAAAGAAAUCCCAUCAAGUAUCUGCACUUCUAUCGCGAGAUCCAGAAUCGUCGAAAACUGGCAGAGAUUGAUUGUGCAGCUUACGUGAUGACCUUGGACCAAAUCAGCGACCUUGCCAGGGUUACCUGCGAUGUGACAAACGAAGACGACUUGAAGAAUAUGCUCCAAUUUUUUGGCGAGGCUGGAGAAAUCAUCCACAAAGAUGACGACGACAUCUUGCGAGAACAUGUCGUGUUGGACCCCCAGUUCUUAGUUGACGUCAUGAAGAAACUCGUGCGAAUCCCGCGUGGCUCUAAACGGUCGCAUCGCUUUGCUGUGGAUUGGAGAGAUUACGAAAGCAGUGGAAUUAUCACAGAGGGUCUGCUGCAACAUAUUUACGGAGACAUGUCCCAUCUUGUGCCACUUCUGACCAAGCUUCUGCAAGCUUAUGACCUCAUGUGUCCGGUGGCGUCCGUCUUCAAUCCAAACUGCUCCCAGAAGUCUUUCUUGGUGCCUGCCAUGCUGCCUCCUUACCGGGGUGAUUCGGUGGAGUUCGGGAAACCCCAGAGUAAUGAGGAGGUAUUUUAUUUCGACUUUGGUUUCUUCGAUCCCAGUACCGUCUACUACCGUCUACUGACCCGCUGUCUGACUAGGGCAUUUAUUGACCAGAAGGCAAACCCAAGCUCCCAGCCGAUGAUCUUCGCUGAUCGGAGCCGGUUCCACAUCGGCACAAACUUCAUUCUCAAGCUCCAGUUGGAAAGAUCCUGCCAGCGGAAGCUUUUGUCAGUCACCAUCUUGGCAUUUGAACCGAAGAUGCCAAACACAAACCUUUUGAAGGAGCUUGUAGACUUCGUCAGGAGCAUAACAGCGAGGGACUAUCCACAGUUGUGCUUCGAAUUCGGCCCUCGCUGUCCAUUCUGCGCGCUUGACGUCCAAUCGGUCAAAUCAAGCGUUGACCUCUCCAAGUACACAAGUGGAAACAACAGUUGCGACAAAGCAAAAAUCCACGUGCUGAAAGUGGCCGGGCAUGACCAACCGUUCCCGACAGAAUCCCCGGUUAUUCUGUUCUGCGGUCAACAGAGAUACGAACUGAAGCUGCCUACAAGUAAACCCAGUGACGUACACCGUAGUUGUUCCACGCUUCCUCAGAGGAUUUCAUUUGGACCAGCGACCUCAAUCACCAAGUUACCACCCGACCUCUUCGACAGGGUGUGCUUACGCCUGAACAACACGUCAGUCUUUAAUAACUGGAAAGUUCUGGCAGGAGAGUUGGGUAAAGACGUGGAGUCUGUAGCGUUGUUGGACAGCCAGCAGAUAACCAACCCCACCGAGUGUCUGCUGCGAGAGUGGGCGAUGAUUGACGGUCACGUGACGGUCAGCGACUUGCUGGAAGUCCUCGGUAGACCUUUACUUCAACGGAUGGAUGUCAUACAAGAAAUACGUACACAAAUGGCACAAGACUGAGGUGUGGUGGAAACAGCUGCAUUGGUCGCACUAGUUUGGUUUUAUACUAAGACCGAGCCCAUUACCGGCCACCCAACGAUUUCUCUGAAUUCCCAGUAGUGAAACUACAUGUACAAGAAACAAACUAUCUAGUGCAUAUAUUGUCAGUUUAGAUUGGAAUAGGUCUACUUUGAAAAAAGAAACACUCGUGACGAUGACCAGUGGAAAGUCGAGUGAAUACUCGAUCUAUAAAUUUCAAGCAUUCAGAGGUCAUUUGCAUUAUACGUUAAUAAUCUAAAGUUCUAAACCCACUGGAAAAAAAUCACCCCUGUUGAAUCUCAAAUGACACCUGAAUAGUCAACGUAAUGGGUUGAGUGAAUGUCACUGUAGGUUGUCUUGUGCGUCGUAUCAGUCGGAUGGAUGGUGUGAGUUUUGAAUAUUCUUUGGAAAGAAGAAAGCAAUUAUAGAAAAAUUGAAAUAAGAAAGCAAUCAUGAUAAGAUAAUAGACAAGUUUGAUAAACUCGUAUGUCGAGUGUUUGGACAAACCAAUAACUCAGAAACAUGCAGUCCUAGAAUCGUAUAUAUUUCGGCCCAUAUUUUGUAGAUAUUAUCUGCGUCACGUGGGGACGCUGCUUUCAUUACAUUAAUUGUGAUAAAACGAACUUGAACACACUUUUCAUAGAACUGUUUAUAUUAUACUUUUGUCGAAUGAUUUUGUUAAUCAACAGAGGGGGCACGUCCACUUUAACGGUGGAGCGCGCUGAUACAAAUUGUGAGGUCGUGAAAGGGCAUCAGUUUGGGAUUAUUUUGUUGGAGAAGAAGUUAUUCUCUGUUUCAUCUCCACAGUUGUAUGCUAGGGAAUUAUAAACACUUACUUUAAGUGUCUCACUGUUUUAUUUCCAAUCUUUGCUUCAUUAUGAGGGAGACGUGAUAUCCGCCAAACCUGACGAGUGUCAUACGUUUUGGCUAUACAGUAUUGGGGUUAACAUUUAUGUAAAAAUGCACAUGGUACAAAAUGUAAAUAUGCAUGUAGCAACAUAUGGCCCGGUUACAUACAUGUACAUGCACUGUAAUGCAUGUAGGCCGGUGU